UUGUUUCCAUCAAUGAACGGUUUAACAUAAUCGUGACCAUGAAAUGGACGGAUAAAAUCAUUGGACCAUCUUCUCAUGUGGGCUCCGGAGGUUGACCACUAACGCCCUUUCCUACCUCGCGACGCACGAAAAACGAAUUCCCCAACCGUAAUUUAUCUUACUGCCAGGUCACCUAUCGUUGGAAAGUUUGAAACUUUCAACCAUUUCUCAACCACGCGUCUUCUUCCAAAUCUAGCCGUUGGUUCCCGCCACCGUAAAGACAAAAAAAAACCGACGGCCCACCAAUCCUCUUGCCACAUCACAGAUAGCUGGAAUUUGAAAUCCUCCCCUGCUGACGUGGAGGUUAUUACAAACGAAUUCUACCGUUGGUUCCCAAGGUAAAAGGAGAAGAAAGAGGACUUCGAAAAACCAUUUCCAUUGAAUCCGAGCUCCUUCCGGGCUCGGUUAGCCGGCAAUAGUUCUACCGGCUACCGGAAUCCGACCUGAGAAGCUCUAGAACCAAUCAAUUCCACAACCAUGAUUGCCCACAACGAGAUCGCGUCCGCAGAGCUAGAAACUCAAAUCAAAGACUCCAACCCGGUGCCGCCGGUUGAAGAAAAUGCCGUGACUGUGGAUCUAAAACUACCAGAAAAGAAAGCGUUGCUCGAAUUCAAGACCAAAUUGCAAGAAGCCAUACUCAACAAGAACCUUUUCCAGCCACCCCGUGCUGAAAUUUCUACAGACAAGGGCUCUGAAGAGAAGACCCUUGUCCUGAAUUUCGAAGACACAUCAUUCCCAGUCGAGUCCAACGCCGAAGACAAUCUACAAGACAUUUCUCUAUGGGGGGUUCCGCUGUUACCCAGCAAAAAUCAUGAGGGCACCGACAUAAUUCUCCUCAAGUUCUUAAGAGCAAGGGAAUUCAAGGUAUCCGACGCUUUUGAAAUGCUACGGAGGACACUGAAAUGGCGUAAGGAGUUCAAGACAGAUGGGAUUUUGGAGGAGGAUUUGGGGUCCCACCUUAAACAUGUGGCCUACAUGAAUAGCACAGACAAGAAAGGUCACCCUUUGUGUUUCAAUGUCUAUGGGGUUUUUAAGGAUAAGGAGAUGUAUGACAAUGCAUUUGGGACUGAUGAGAAACGUGAUGAGUUUUUGAGGUGGAGGGUGCAAUUGAUGGAGAAGGGUAUCCAGGAUCUGAAUUUUAAGCCUGGGGAGGUGGCAUCAAUGGUCCAAAUUACUGAUCUGAAGAACUCGCCGGGACCUGCCAUGAAGGAGCUGCGAGUCACCAUGAAGAAAGCUCUAUCACUUCUUCAAGAAAAUUAUCCCGAAUUCGUCGAUAGAAAUAUAUUCAUAAACGUUCCCUUUCGAUGCUAUGCAUACCAUGCAUUGUUCUCUCGCUUCUUAACACAGAGAGCUAAAAGCAAAUGUAUUUUUGCCCGGCCAUCCAGAGUCCAAGAGACCCUUCUCAAGUAUGUGGCGGCGGAAAAUGUUCCAACUAAAUAUGGUGGCCUUAAAAGAGAGAAUGACGAAGAAUUUUCGGCAGAGAAUGGAGACGUUUUGGAGAAGGCCAUCAGAAGUGGAGGGACGGAAACCAUUGAAUUUCUGAUUAUUGAGCCAGGGGUGACAGUGGUAUGGGACAUGAUAGUGGUGGGGUGGGAAGUGACAUACAAGGAAGAGUUCAUACCAGAUGAUGAUUGCUCAUACAAGAUACUGAUUCAAAAGGAGAAGAGAAUGGAAAAGAGUGUUAGGAAUUCGUUCUACAUAAAUGAGCCAGGGAAGGUGGUACUGACUCUAGAGAAUAGAAGCUUCAAGAAAAAGAAGGCUUUCUACAGAUCCAAAUUCAAACCAACGCCUAUCCCUUUGUAUAAUUUCUUUAAAUGAUUAGAUUUUUUUUCUUCAUUUUUUUUUUACAAAAUUUUCUUCAAUGAUCAUGUAUUUUAUUUUUAUUUCAUUUCUA
Molecule: messenger RNA, 1933 nt
Organism: Magnolia sinica
Lineage: Eukaryota; Viridiplantae; Streptophyta; Magnoliopsida; Magnoliales; Magnoliaceae
Product: patellin-4-like
Exons: 4
Coding region: 517-1857 (446 amino acids)
Molecular function (GO): lipid binding
Source: RefSeq, a predicted model, not a curated record